CUUCCUACCUUCGCUGUCUUCGAAACCUGGGGGAGGUGGAUCCUGUUUACCUGUAAGGAGGUAGGUACAUGUACUUAUUGUGUUCAGCCUGCACUCAUCAUUUGAAACAAGUCUUCUCUCUUUUCUCUUCUCUCCUCCAACGUCCGCAUGGAGGCCCGGUGUUCUCUAGAUCUACAUUCUCUUGAAUCCCGCACUUUACUCUCGUGCUGCUUGUUGAUUAAUCGUCACUUUUGCGCCGAACUCUAGAUAUCUCAGAUAGCAUUAUUUUUCAUUCUCCAGGUGUCCGACGACAUCGCAUACAUACAUUAGCUUUAUGUUUAGUUAGCCAACGAACGCAUUAUCCUCCCUCAAUUCCUCACAUCUCUCUUCCAUUAGUUUAGAAAUAAACAAGUGCCCGCUUGAUCUGUCGCCAUGAGGCUGUGUCUCUGGCCGGCCCUUUCGGCGCUGUGUCUAGUCCUCGUCAAUGCUUCGUCCCUGACGCCGCCCGUACUGCCAUUGAUCGUACGAAACCCCUACUUGAGUAUAUGGCUUGCCCAUGCCCGAGACGCCCCGUGGGAACAUUGGCCGAUAUUCUGGACUGGCAGUACCGUCGGCUUUGCUGUUAUAGCCUCCGUGCCCGAGAAUAAGACGGUAUACCCCCUGCUGGGUCGCUCGCAAGAUUUCCUUAGCAAGUCUCCCAGUUAUAACGUCUCCUUUCCUAAAUACGACGGUGCUACGUUCGACGCCUCAACUACGAAUCUCACCUACUCUAUCCCAGGGUCCGACGUGAGGAUUACUCUCUCGUUCUUGUCUCCUAUCACGCCCACAUCGACAUUUAGACAGUCCCUACCGGCGUCAUACCUGACUUGCAUUGUAGAAGGUUCGACAGAUGUAAGCCUAUACGUGGACAUAAACGGAGAAUGGGCUAGCGGCAACCGAGAUAAUAAGAUAGAAUGGGGGCUCGUCCGGACUGAAAAGAGUGACAAUGCAAAGACCCCCAUCAAGACUUGGAGUAUCACACGGCGCUAUGAGCAGCUCCUAACCGAAUUUUACGAUCACUCUGAAUGGGGAACCAUCCAUAUCUCCGCUCCGGCCGACGUUGAACAUCAGUCUGGCGAAUCGAACUCCAUAAGACGUCAUUUUGCCCAGCACGGGUCAUUGAAGAAUGAGGUCGACGAUUCUUACCGUGGAAUCUUUGAGGAGGAACCUAUCUUCGCCUUCUCCAAGACUUUCAAGCUCAAGAAGAGGUCGAAUGAGUCGUCUGGUAUCGCCCAGGACAGCGUUAUAUUCACAUUUGCCCUCACUCAGGAUCCUGUCGUUCAGUUUGCCUCAGCCAGAGGCUUGACCUUGAUGCGUCCCUUGUGGGAUUUUUAUUUCUCGGGUACUCAUGAAAUGUUGCAGUUCCACUACGACGAUUACGAAACUGCAGCUUAUCUUGCUAGCAACUACUCCGAGCAACUCGCCAAAGACGCGUAUGCUUCGGGCUCACAAGACUACCAAGACAUCGCGGCGUUGUCAGCUCGCCAGGUGCUAGGAGCAACACAAUUUUCCGGUACACCAGAUAAUCCUAUUAUAUUCCUCAAGGAGAUAUCAUCGAACGGAAACUUCCAGACAGUCGACGUUAUCUUCCCAGCAUUCCCAUUCUUCUUAUAUACCAACCCCCAGUGGCUAGCAUAUCUACUAGAACCUCUUCUCGAACACCAGUUGAGCGGUCUGUAUCCCAACGAUUACAGCAUGCAUGAUCUUGGAUACCACUUUCCCAAUGCGACGGGGCAUGGUGACGGUAAUGACGAAUAUAUGCCCGUCGAAGAAUGCGGCGAUAUGCUAAUCAUGGGUCUUGCACUUGUCAAUGCUCUCAGAGACGAUUCACAAGCUCAGUUCGUCCGUACUGUACCGGGGGACGCUUUGACACUCAACUUGGAGUCUGUGAAGAGAUCGUUCUUAGUUAAUGAAUAUGGAAUGGAUCGCACAUGGGAAGACUUGGGCACUACGGGUGAAAAGGUGGCUACAAGAUGGGUACGACGCUCAUACAAGCUAUGGAAGCAAUGGACGGGGUACCUCGUCCGAGAGUCGCUCAUCCCUGCGAAUCAACUUUGCACCGACGACUUUGCUGGUUGGCUGGCCAAUCAGACGAACCUAGCGUUGAAGGGUAUCAUUGGCAUUAAGGCCAUGAGUGAAAUUGCUAACGUUGUCGGUGAGAAGGCCGACUCCAGGUGGUACAGCAACGUAGCUGAGGAAUAUAUCGACAAGUGGCAGGACUUUGGACUAUCCAAAGAUAAGACACACGCGAAGUUAGCGUACACCUGGUACGGAUCGUGGACGACAAUCUAUAAUCUCUUCGCCGAUGCUCUGCUUUGCUUUCAUCUGCCUGCAGAUACAUCCUCUUCUCUAGGAGCGAGCAGAUUCUGGGGCUCAGAACAGCAACCUAUAGGGGACGAGGCUAUCACCAAGCCUAAAUCAACAUUCAUUCCAGAUAAAAUCUACCAGAUCCAGAGUGACUGGUACCAUGCUGUGCUUCAAAAAUACGGUUUGCCGUUAGAUAGCCGUCAUCUAUAUACGAAGAGCGAUUGGGAAUUCUUUGCGGCCGCUGUGACAAGUAAGAAGGUACGGACGGAGAUUUUACAACAUGUUGCGACAUGGGUCAAUGAGACUGCAACAGAUCGGCCACUGACGGACCUUUACGAGACGGAGGGUGAUGGCGGAUUUCCUGGGCCUAACUUCAUGGCUCGCCCGGUAGUAGGAGGUCACUUUGCGUUUCUCGCGUUAGAGAAGGCCUGUGGUGGCAGAGCAUCGGAAGGUCUAAAGUUCCUAGACGAAGUGGCCCCCGCAGAGAUUGAUGUGGAACAAGCCUUGAGAAGGGAAAUCGCUAUAAACCAACCUGAUAUGGGCGAGUUGUAGUGAGUACCUAUAUUAUAUGAAGAAACUGUUAACUUUCCCCAAGAUCGAAGAUACCUUAAAGUUGGAUAUGUACAUUGGGUAGAGGUUAGACAGUAAAAUUGUACCGAUGUGCUUAUCUCUUAGGUGCUUUAGGUAGGAAUAUCUCCAUGAGAGCUCUCCGGAAGCACUUGCCUUGUACUACCACCGAAAAAAAAAAGGAAGGAAUAAAGGAAGAUACAAUUUCAGAUCUGCAAGUGUUUCUCGUCUA
Messenger RNA from Daldinia vernicosa, 3124 nucleotides. RefSeq names its product DUF1793-domain-containing protein. Bases 412 to 2877 code for a protein of 821 amino acids. Lineage: Eukaryota; Fungi; Ascomycota; Sordariomycetes; Xylariales; Hypoxylaceae. The transcript is spliced from 3 exons. The record is from RefSeq and is a predicted model, not a curated record.